AUGACAUUCGCCUACGACUACAUAAUAAUAGGUGGCGGCCUAGCCGGCACAAUAGUCGCCUCCGGCCUGCACGCCAAACUCCCCUCAUCCUCAAUCCUCCUCCUAGAAGCAGGCGAAGACCGCUUUGCCCACCCCUUCACAACAGAACCCCUAAAAGCCCCUCUCGCCCACAACUCCGAACUAGACUGGAACCUCUCCACCCUCCCACAACCGCACCUCGGAAACCGCAUCUGCUACCAAGGCGCCGGCAAAGCCCUCGGCGGCUCAGCCGCAAUAAACCACGGAACCUGGACCCGCGGUCCAAAAGUCGACUAUGAUCGCUGGGCUGUACUAGUCGGCGACGCAAGAUGGAGCUAUAAUCAGCUUUUGCCAUAUUUUCCCAAGACGGAGAUUCGGAGCGCGGAGGAGGAUGUUUCACGGUUUUCGUCGAAGCCGGGGGUUGUUUACACGGCGACGUCUUCGCAGUCGCAUUCCAGGCGGGUCUAUGGGUUGAGGGAGUGUGUGAAGCGGGCCUGGGUGGAGUCUGGAAUUGGGGAUGGGGAUGGAGAUGGGGGGUUUCCGGUUGGGAUUUCGGAACGAGUAGAGAAUUGGAAUCAGGGACGGAGACAGCAUGUUCAUCGGGUUUUUGGCCUGGAUGGGGUACAGGUUCUGACUAAGUCGCAGGUUGGGAGGAUACUGUUUCGGGAUGGGGAGAAGGUUCCAGUUGCUUAUGGAGUGGAACUUGUUGGUGGAGCGAAGUUCUUAGCUAGGAAAGAGGUGAUUCUUUCUGCGGGGACUUAUCAUAGUCCGAAGAUCUUGAUGUUAUCUGGGAUUGGAGAGAAGGGGAAAUUGAUGAAUAUGGGGAUUCAGCAACGCGUUGAGUCGCCGUAUGUUGGGCGCAAUUUCCAUGAUCAUAUUGCCGUGCCGAUUGUUUGGAGGUUGAGGGAGAAAAAGAAAGAGAUGAAUCGGUCUUUUGGAGAUUAUAUGGAGGAUCCGGUGAUGAAGCUUGGAUGGCCGAGUGACUGGCUGGUUUUUGCGGGACUGGAGAGGAAUAUUGUGAAGGAUGCUAUUGAGAAAGAUGGUGGACAUUUGAAUAAUCCUUCAAGCCAACUGCUUUUGAACCCCAGCUGUGUGUUUACUGAAACCAUGAACUUUUAUACCCCAGUUGGAACGACUAUUGCGGGUAUGGAUGCUCCUAUGGACGGGACUUGUAUCUCUUCGAUUGUGCUGGGUGUUUCUCCUACUUCCAGGGGGGAAAUCACCAUUUCUUCCGCUGAUCCUCUCGCUCCCCCGGUCAUCAAUCCAAAUUACUAUGCCACGGAGCUCGAUCGUGUGGCUAUUCGCUCUGCAGUCCGGAAGGCAUUCGAAGUGUAUCAGGGAUCUGAUGCGCUAAAGGACAUCGUUGAAUGCGAGGUGCCACCACUAGCAUACGAAAGCUUGACCGCUAUCUCUACGGAUGAUGAGAUUGACGAUCGGGUAAGACGUGUGGGGAUCACAUCUUUUGAUCCUGCGGGGAGCUGUUCCAUGGGGAGAGUAGUUGAUCCGGAGUUGAGGGUGAACGGAGUGAAGGGAUUGAGAAUUGUAGAUGCCAGUGUGAUUCCUUUACCUCUGGCAGCGCAUUUACAAGUUGCUGUUCAUGCACUAGGAGCGAGAGCUGUGGAAUUUGUUGCUGCUCAGCAUAACUUGAAUUAA
Penicillium odoratum is the source of this 1671-nucleotide messenger RNA. Its product is annotated as GMC family oxidoreductase. The transcript has a single exon. NCBI's taxonomy places the organism in Eukaryota, Fungi, Ascomycota, Eurotiomycetes, Eurotiales, Aspergillaceae. The record is from RefSeq and is a predicted model, not a curated record. Gene Ontology annotation, molecular function: oxidoreductase activity, acting on CH-OH group of donors; flavin adenine dinucleotide binding. The coding region runs from base 1 to 1671 and encodes 556 amino acids.